AACAUGCAAUACAUUUUCACCUCUCUCGUCUACAUCCUGUGCUUCAUGAACGUCAUGGUUGAAGGUCUAACCCGGUACCAGACCUCACCUCCGACUGACAUCAAUCCGAACGGUCUUCUCCAUGCCGAGAAUGGAGGCUACUACUUGAAAGACAUGGAAGACGUGGUCGUUGCUAUCGCUAGUGAUGACCUGUGCAAUGAGCUGGAUGGUGCCUUGGCUAGCGCUAAGGCUGCUGUUGAUGCGCAUCAGUGUGAACAACACACUGCAGCUAAGAGAACGAGGGGCGCGAAUUUUACAGAGGAACGAAGAUCUUUCUUGUUACCCCAGCUGUAUACGGAAUCACUGCAGUCAUCCUCGUUGCUUCCCCCACGCUACCUGUUUGAGCUACUUUCAUUGCAAUUUGUGCGGUACCCGGAAGGCCUGUCUCUAAGGUGGAAAGUGAUGAUCCUUGGGUAUUUGAGAUAG
Molecule: messenger RNA, 465 nt
Organism: Penicillium soppii
Lineage: Eukaryota; Fungi; Ascomycota; Eurotiomycetes; Eurotiales; Aspergillaceae
Exons: 3
Source: RefSeq, a predicted model, not a curated record